This is a messenger RNA of Tachysurus fulvidraco (yellow catfish), 1880 nucleotides long. RefSeq names its product transmembrane protein 254 (gene tmem254). The record is from RefSeq and is a predicted model, not a curated record. The coding region runs from base 100 to 474 and encodes 124 amino acids. The transcript is spliced from 4 exons. NCBI's taxonomy places the organism in Eukaryota, Metazoa, Chordata, Actinopteri, Siluriformes, Bagridae.
AGUGCCAUUUCCAGUCGCUGUUAAAAGACCGGUCUACGCGGCAGUAUCUGUUUAAGAGUGUUUCAGACUUUUGACUGGGGAAACGUGAACGUCUCACAAAUGGCUAAAAGUGAUGGCAGAUCCUAUUUUAGGAGGUCCAGUCUCUUCUGGAUAGUAACUGUAACUCUAUCCAUGAGCUACUACACAUGGGCUGUGUUUUGGCCACAACAAAUCCCUUAUGACAUGUUGGGGCCACUCGGUGAUCUCACACAGUAUCUGGUCAAAGAAUAUCACAGUUUCAUGUACAUGGGAUGGUGGAUUUCUUGGGCUGUCCAUCUGUGUGAAGCUCUGCUGGCACUGAAAGUAUGCAGUGAUAAAGGCAUCGACAGUCCAUCAACACGGCUCCUGUGGUUUGUUCAGACCUUUUUGUUUGGCUUUGCAUCCCUGGGUUUACUCCUGAAAUACAAGGCUGGUGGUCGUGCCAAACGUCACUGAGCAGCUUCAGAUGUGCACAGCUCCAAAAAAGAAAAAGAAAACAACAAACAAACAAACAAACAAACAAAAAGGAUCCAUCAGAAUUCAAGCCUUCCAAUCAAAUACAAAUAUAUGGACCAUAUUUCAAAAUCAGAUCAUUCUGAUGUAGAAACUGUGAAAGUUGUGGACAGUAACAUGAGCUCUUACAGCAACACUCCUUGCAAGAGAUACUCACAAUACAUGCAUAAAUAAUAACCGUAGUACAUAAGCUAGAAUUAUUAGCUUUACUGUGGAUGCUCUUCCUGACUGCAGAACCAGUUUCAGAGCAAUGGAAAAACUGUGCCUUCCAUUUCAUCUGGUUGAAACUGUUUAGAUUUGAAUUUAAGGCCCUGUUGUUCCCUACACCAACUGUGACUGUGAAUUUAAGCUCUCCUUGGGUGGGAGUUUCAUCAUUUUAGUUUGGCAGUUAGCAAUUUCACAGAGACAUGAUUCACAGACUAUAAACUGUGCCUCCACCUACGCAGAUUAUUGGUGCUGUCACAGAUUAGAGAACAGGCUACCUGAAUGGAAAAUGGGUUUGUCAAACUUCGGGAUAAAAUUGGCAAACAUGAGUAGGAAGUUGUUUUUAAAAUAGUAUUGGACACAACUGCUUUUGAAUAUAGAGGCGUUGCUUCACAUGCUUUUGUAUUCUCCGACACAAAUCUUAAACACAAUACAGUUUCUUAUUUGAUUUUCUAAUAAUUUCACAUUAUAUUUAUAAUUAGACCUGUUGAAAUUAGACAAAGAAAGAACAAUUAGUUUAGUAUUCAAGUAAUAUUUCUAAAAUUUAAUUGUUAAGCAGCUCUUUUGAUUAAAAAAAAAAUCCCUUUUCAGGAUUACUCUGUGAUGUAGGUCAGCUUCUUCCAAGAAGUCCAGUAAUAAACCAGCUGAGGCUGGUUUUAUCCAGACUGUUUUCCAAAAUGCCCUCAAUUUCUCACCCCAACUGAAUUUGUGUCACCUCGGAAGCGAAUACUUUUGCAUGCUAGAUGAUUGCUUGUUUUAAACACUACACCAAGCAACAGAUACCUGUGUAAAAUAUUUGUCGCAGAUUCUUGUUAGAUUUCCUGCAGAACCUGAGACAUGUAGUCCAGCUAUAUCACAGCAUGGCACAAGUCUGACAUCCUCUAUUAAUCACAACACAGAGGGGAUCAUCAGGAUACAGUGUUUACUGAUGUGUGAUACAUAGAAUUGUUUAUACUGAAGAAGAAGAAUAUAAUAUAGCUAAUAGAUUUAUAAGAAUACGGAAUUAAUUAAGAAAGAUUCUUUAAAUGUACUGUAGAGCUUAUAUGAAGUGGAUUUUUAAAUUAUUAACAUUUCUAAUUUUUACUCAGAUGGUGUGAUGAGUGAGGUUUAUAAUUUAUUUUUAAAUAAAGCGGCAAUUUAACAAC